CCUAAAAAAUACAUGUGGAGUAAACAUGGCAGUAGACGGCUUGGUUUUUUGCUACAACAAGGGAUGUGGGAAACGAUUUGACCUUCAGGCGAACGAUGAUGGAGUCUGCCAGUUCCAUCCAGGAGGACCUAUAUUCCAUGAUGCCUUGAAGGGUUGGUCCUGCUGUAAGAAACGUAGCACCGAUUUCUCAGAAUUUCUCAGCAUUCCUGGUUGUACAAUGGGGAAACAUAACGAAGUGAAACCUCCAGAGGCAGAAAAACCACCGAAAGCUAACAAUGAGGUGAUAGUAUGUAAGCCACCUCCUCAACCAUUGAAACCAAAGGAUCCAAAUGAUAGACCAUCCUCAAAUGAACCUAAACAGAAACUCAAACAAGUUAUAGGAGCAUCUCUUCGAACGGCACUGGAUAAGAAACUCAAAGAACUAAGCCUGAUGCAGCUAAAUGCAGACACUGAUGGGAAAUCGGAGGAAGUGAAAAUAGGAACAUCUUGUAAACGAAAUGCUUGUAAAGGUUGUUACAACGGUGAAGAUAGUAAUAAAGGAAAAUGCCAAUAUCAUCCUGGGGAACCUGUAUUCCAUGAAGGGAUGAAGUAUUGGUCAUGUUGCCAGAGGAAAACAUCAGAUUUUGACACUUUUUUAGACCAGGAAGGAUGCGAGACAGGAACUCAUUUGUGGAUCAAACCAGAGUCAGACAAACAGAAAGUCGGAUGUCGGACAGAUUGGCACCAGACACCCUCCACAGUCACUCUAUCAGUGUUCGCAAAAGUUGCCAUGCCUGAUAAAUGUCUCAUUGAAGCUAAUCAAGUCUCAUGUAGUAUCCACAUUACAUUUGAUGGAGGAAAAAGCAUUUUUGAAAAACAGAUAGAAUUAAGAGAGGUGAUAGAUCCUUCAAAGAGUGAUGUCAAAUUGCUAGGAACAAAAGUGGAGAUUAAUUUACGAAAGGCUGAGAGUUGUAGCUGGGCAUCUUUGGAAAUGCCAGUGCAGAAAGAAGAGAACAAUUCUAAAGCUAAAGAGGGGGACCACUGACAGACAAAACAGAGUUAGGACUUUCAAUAUUGAUUUUUGUAUUUGAACAGUUUUUGAAAUUGUAUACUUGUGACUUUGACAGCUUGGGAAGUUUGAAAUGAUAGAUAUUUUCCAAUUCAGAGUUUUUUUCUUUUUUUUUCCUUUCAAAGUGUACAAAUUUGGAAUCUCAAUAUCAAUCACUUGUAACUUGGAGUAAAUGGAAAUUUCAAAAUUUGAUAUUUGUACUUGUAUAUUUGGUAUAUUAAAGUUUACAAAUAAAAAAAAAAUCGAAUGAAUCUAUCAUGUGUUAUUUAAAGCAAAGAAACAAAUAUUUUCAUCAUUUGAUUAUGAAAUAUUUUUAUGUUGUACUUGUCUCUAAAACUUUACCUUGAUUCCAUUUUCAGAUAAGAUUUGUCGAUUGUUUGUUAAAUUAAUACCUCUUUUGGAAUAUAUAUAU
Molecule: messenger RNA, 1460 nt
Organism: Ylistrum balloti
Lineage: Eukaryota; Metazoa; Mollusca; Bivalvia; Pectinida; Pectinidae
Product: cysteine and histidine-rich domain-containing protein 1-like
Exons: 9
Coding region: 26-1024 (332 amino acids)
Source: RefSeq, a predicted model, not a curated record